AUGACGUCUACUUCUCAGAGAAAUGGUCAAACCAUACUCGAAUUGGCUAUGUCUUCAAAGAAUGUUACAUCCGACAUGGUACCGGUAGAGAGAACUUUGCUAGUAAUUGGGAGUAAAAAUGCGGGUAAAACUUCAUUAAUACAUUCAUUUUUUGACAAAAAUGAAAGGCCAAAACCCACACUGGCUUUGGAAUAUUCAUUCGCAAGAAGAUCUGGAAAAAGUUUAACAAAGGAUAUUUGUCAUGUUUGGGAAUUGGGUGGUGGUUUAGUUUUCAAAGAUUUGUUAUCCGUGAUAGUACAAAAAACGGGAGGUCGACGUUUGAGUGUCGUGUUGGUAUUGGAUCUAUCGAAGCCGGAUAUUCUUUGGAACACCAUGGAAAUGCUUCUAGAAGAAAUUAAGAUACACCUAGAAAAUGUACCAGAGAUUGAACAGUAUAAUCAGAUUAAUGUUAAAAAUGUCGAGGAUAAAAAGUUUUUGUCUCCACUGCCCAUACCACUAAUGAUUGUCGGAAGCAAAUACGACGUAUAUCAAAAUCUCGAACCUGCUAAAAAACGCGUGUUGUGCCAGUGUUUACGAUAUGUGGCACACACUUACGGAGCCUCGUUGAUUUUCUAUGGUGUAAACGACGCAGUUCUUGUGAAGAUAUCCAAAGAGAUGAUGUCACAUUACGGGUUUGGAACACCUUAUCCAAAGAACCAUAUAUACGAUUCAAAUAAACCACUCUUAGUGCCCGCAGGUUCCGAUUGUUUUGACAAAAUAGACAACCUCAAUGAAGCUGGAAGUAUUAGGUCAAUGCAUAAGUACAAGAGUGUAUUUGCUUCUAAUUUUAAACAGGUUGAUAACUAUUAA
Molecule: messenger RNA, 849 nt
Organism: Macrosiphum euphorbiae (potato aphid)
Lineage: Eukaryota; Metazoa; Arthropoda; Insecta; Hemiptera; Aphididae
Source: the annotation of a GenBank genome assembly